Messenger RNA from Talaromyces amestolkiae, 1704 nucleotides. RefSeq lists its product as uncharacterized. Gene Ontology annotation, molecular function: transmembrane transporter activity. The transcript has 2 exons. NCBI's taxonomy places the organism in Eukaryota, Fungi, Ascomycota, Eurotiomycetes, Eurotiales, Trichocomaceae. Gene Ontology annotation, biological process: transmembrane transport. The coding region runs from base 1 to 1704 and encodes 567 amino acids. The record is from RefSeq and is a predicted model, not a curated record.
AUGACAACAAUACCCGAAAAGGAAACCGCGAUGAUGCGCGAUGAUCCAAGCAGACACUCAAUAUCAAAUGACACAGAAUCCAGCCACGAAAACAGUCACAACACAGACCAAGCGACACACCCCGAAGAGAUCGAAAAAGACGAAAAAGAAAUCGAAAAAGAAGCCGCAACACCAAAAGACGAGCUCACCAAAACGAGCACAACCCUCAGCCAAAAACCAUACACAUCAUUUAGCACAGGCCAGAAAUGGUUCAUCGUCGGCAUGGCUACAGCAGCAUCCUUCUUCUCGCCUCUCUCGGGACAAAUUUAUUUCCCUGUGCUACCAGUCCUAACGCAAUCGUACCAUCUGAGUCAGACUCUGCUGAAUAUAUCAGUGACGACGUAUUUGAUCUUCCAGGGCCUGGCGCCAAGUUUCAUGGGCACAUUCUCAGACGCCAGCGGACGACGACCAGCGUACAUUCUCGCAUUCAUAAUCUACACAGCGGCGAACAUCGGCCUUGCGCUACAGAAUAGUUAUGCCGCGCUGCUUGUGUUGAGGUGUUUGCAAAGUGCAGGGAGUAGUGGUACCGUCUCCUUUGGCUACGGCGUUAUAGCGGAUGUGACCACGACAGCGGAACGGGGAAAGUUUUUAGGUCCUAUGGCUGCGGGUGUGAUGGUUGGGCCUGCGCUGGGCCCCGUGAUAGGUGGUUUAUUGGCGCAGUAUCUGGGCUGGAGGUCUGUGUUUUGGUUUCUGGUGAUUAUCAGUGGUGGGUAUGUCGUCGUAUACGCCAUCCUGGCGCCCGAGACGCAUAGGAAGAUCGUGGGUGAUGGAAGUAUUCUGCCGGCUGAAUCAUGGCGUUUGUCGUUCUUGCAAUACGUCCGUAUCCGCCGCAGGAUAGCACGCAUGUCCCCCGAAGAGAAAAAGGAAUACGACGAGCAACAAGCCGAACUUAGGGAGUCACAGAAAUCGCGAAAGAUUGGAUUUCCGAACCCGUUGUUGUCGUUUGUGAUCCUGCUGGAGAUGGAUGCGUUUUUGAUUAUUCUUUACGUUGCAUUGAUGAUGUUUGGGGCGAUGGUGAUGAUGACUUCGUUGCCGACUUUGUAUCCCGAGUAUUAUGGGUUGGAUGAGUUGCAGGUUGGAUUGUGCUUUUUACCAUUUGGAGUUUCCUCCGCCAUCGGCGCAGUCAUCAAUGGAAAACUGCUCGACAUCAACUACAAACGCAUCGCACGCAAACUUAACUUCAGCAUCGACCGCAAACGCGGCGACGACCUCACAAACUUCCCUAUUGAAAAGGCCCGUCUGCAACUCACUUUUCUCUGGAGUAUUGUACUCGCCCUUGCAUUUCUGGGUUAUGGCUGGGCACUCAACUACAAGGCACCCCUAGCCGUACCACUAGUCAUUUCGUUCCUCAUGGGGUUUACGUUGAUUUGUACGAUGAAUAGUCUAACUACUUUGCUCGCGGAUAUAUUUCCUGAUAGAGUGAGUACGGCGUCUGCGGCGCAGAAUUUGCUGCGAUGUUUGCUGGGUGCCGUGGGUGCGGCGGUUGUGGAUUCCAUGUUGAGUGGGAUGGGGGUUGGGUGGUGUUAUACGUUUGUGUUUUUUAUUAUGAUUGCUGCUGUUGGGUUGUUGUGGUUUGAGUAUGUUUGGGGCAUGGGAUGGCGGCAGAAAAGGUGGAGGAAAGUGGCUGACAAGGCUGAGAGGGAGAGGCAGAAUGGUGUUGUUUAG